Messenger RNA from Solanum verrucosum, 1836 nucleotides. Its product is annotated as putative late blight resistance protein homolog R1B-12. Gene Ontology annotation, biological process: defense response to other organism. Lineage: Eukaryota; Viridiplantae; Streptophyta; Magnoliopsida; Solanales; Solanaceae. The coding region runs from base 1 to 1836 and encodes 611 amino acids. The transcript has a single exon. Gene Ontology annotation, molecular function: ADP binding. The record is from RefSeq and is a predicted model, not a curated record.
AUGGCUUAUGCUGCUGUUACUUCCCUUAUGAGAACCAUACACCAGUCAAUGGAACUUACUGGAUGUGAUUUGCAACCAUUCUAUGAAAAGCUUGAAUCUUUGAGAGCUAUUCUGGAGAAAUCCUGCAAUAUAACGGGAGAUCAUGAGGGGUUAACAACCUUGGAAGUUGAAAUCGCGGAGGUAGCAUACAAAGCAGAAGACAUGGUUGAUUCGAAAUCAAGAAAAGUUUCUUCCGCAGAAACUGUAAUUACACGAAGCAAAGCUUUCUGGGAACUCUGUUGUUCCUUGGAACAAGAGGUAGAAUGCAUUGAUUCCUUCAUGAUGCAGUGGUUGGCAAUAUGGGACUGGUACAACAACAUUAAAGAUUUCAAAGCACAAAAUUUUUGUCUAUCCAAGAUACCUGAACUUGCUGUUGAGCAGUCCGAGGAUAUAAUGGUUGGCUAUGAAAAUGAAUUCAAGAUGAUGCUGGAUCAACUUGCUAGAGGAGAAAGAGAACUAGCAGUUGUAUCAAUUGUAGGUAUGGGAGGCAUUGGCAAGACAACUUUGGCUACGAAACUCUACAACGAUCCAUGCAUGAUGUAUUGUUUUGACAUUCGUGCUAAAGCUACUGUUUCACAAGAGUAUUGUGUGAGAAAUGUUUUCCUAGACCUUCUUUCUUGUAUAAGUGAUAAACCUUAUGAUCAGCUACAUGACGGACAACUAGCAGAUCGACUGCAAAAGCUUCUAAAAGGUGAGAGAUAUUUGGUAGUCAUUGAUGACAUAUGGACUACAAAAGCUUGGGAUGAUAUACAAAUAUGUUUCCCAGACUUACAUAAUGGAAGCCGAAUACUCUUGACUACUCGGAAUGUGGAAGUGGCUGAAUACGCUAGCUCAGGUAAGCCUCCUUAUCACAUGCGCCUCAUGAAUUUUGACGAAAGUUGGAGUUUAUUGUAUGAAAAAGUCUUUACGAAAGACUCUUUCUCCCCUGAAUAUGAACAACUUGGAAAGCAAAUUGCAUUGAAAUGCGGAGUAUUGCCUCUAGCAAUUGUUGUGAUCGCGGGACUUCUCACUAAAAUUGACAAAGCAUUGAGUGAGUGGCAAAGUGUUGCUGAAAAUGUAAGUUCAGCAGUAAGCACAGAUGUUGGUGUCCAAUGCAUGAAGGUGUUGGCAUUGAGUUACCAUUACUUGCCUCACCACCUAAAACCAUGCUUUUUAUAUUUCGCAAUCUUCCCAGAGGAUAAACUGAUUUUUGUCGAUAAACUUAUGAUAUUGUGGGAAACAGAGGGAUUUUUGAAGGUAGAAGAGAUGAAAAGCAUAGAAGAAGUGGCAGAAAAGUACCUACAAGAUCUUAUUGAUAGAAGUUUAAUUUCCAUAGAAAGUACUACUUUUGAUGGAAAAAUUAAGUGUUGUGGAAUUCAUGAUAUGACUCGUGAACUCUGUAUGAUGGAAGCUCGUAACAUGAAUUUUGUGAAUGUUCUCGGAAGUAAGAAUGAUCAAAAUCCAUGUGUGAAAUCUAUGCAGUGUUUGUCUAAGAGUCGAAGUCGAAUCAGCAUCCAUAAUAAGAAAGAGUAUGUUAUGUGCCUUGACAGUGAGGCUCAUUGUGUUAUCUUAUUUGGUAGAUUCCGAUGUUUCAUGAGGGAGUACUUGCCAUUCAAGCUAGUAAGAGUUCUAGAUCUUGCUGAUAAUAGCUGUCUAACUUUUCCCCGUGAAAUACUUUAUUUGAUUCACUUAAGACACCUAGCUUUGCGUAUUUAUCCUAGCGUUGAGCAAUAUCUAGGAUCCCAAGAAGAUGCUCUCUCAUCAAGAGUAGACAUUCCUUCAUCCAUAUCAAACCUGUACUUCCUUUUUCUUACCUGA